AAAAGUAAUGGGAAAUACAUGUUAUUGUCUAGAGGUGGAAAAAUAAGAAAUAAAAACAUAAAUUAAUAAUCCAGAUGAAAAAAUAGAUGAUAAAUAAAAAGAAGAUUUUAAUCCAAAUUAAAAAGAACUUCAAUUAUAUGAUGAGCCUUUUCAUGCUCCACUUGUAACACCUAGUAAAGCGUAAUCAGGAUCAUCAAGAUAUUUUGAGCAUGAAAAGAAAUAAAUAGUGUUAUAGGGAUGUGAAAACUAGAAUAACCAAGUAUUUGAUAAAAGUUAACAUAAAUAUGAAUUUGAAAAUGGGGCCAUAUACGAUGGCGAAUGGGUAAAAAAUAAUUAUUAAGAUAAGAUUGGUGAUAUAAGAGAAGGGUUUGGAGAAUAGAUUUGGAAAGAUGGAGCAAAAUAUGUAGGAUAAUGGAAAAAUAAUAAAGCUGAUGGUUAAGGUACAUUUUAUCAUGUUGAUGGAGAUAUAUGUACAUAUUGAAUUUAUUGUCAGAUGAAGGAGAAUGGAAAGAUGAUAAAGCCCAUGGAAAAGGGAAAUAUAUUCAUUUAAAUGGAGCUUAAUAUGAAGGAGAUUGGUUUGAGGAUUAAUAACAUGGAAAAGGAGUAGAAACUUGGACUGAUGGAAGUAAAUAUGAAGGAGAAUAUAUAAAUGGAUAAAAGGAAGGUUUUGGGAAAUAUUAAUGGCCAGAUGGAAGUAGUUAUGAAGGAUAAUGGGUAUAUAAUAAAAUAAAUGGAUUUGGAAAAUAUGUUUGGGCAGAUGGAAGAAGUUUUGAGGGUUAAUGGUUAGCUAAUUAAAUGCAUGGAUAAGGAAAAUAUAAAUGGCCUGAUGGAAGAGUAUAUGAAGGAGAUUAUGUUUAUGAUAAAAAACAUGGUUAUGGAACUUAUCUUUGGAAUGAUGGCAAAAAGUAUGUUGGAAAUUGGAUGGAAGGAAAAUAACAUGGGAAAGGUUAAUUGAUUUUUGCAGAUGGUUAAAUAGUUGAAGGAGAAUGGCAUGAAGGCAAAAGAAUUAAAUGAAAAUUAAAUUCACUAUU
Messenger RNA from Paramecium sonneborni, 1031 nucleotides. NCBI's taxonomy places the organism in Eukaryota, Ciliophora, Oligohymenophorea, Peniculida, Parameciidae. The record is from the annotation of a GenBank genome assembly.